Trifolium pratense (red clover) is the source of this 2279-nucleotide messenger RNA. RefSeq names its product lysine histidine transporter-like 6. Bases 713 to 2026 code for a protein of 437 amino acids. The record is from RefSeq and is a predicted model, not a curated record. Lineage: Eukaryota; Viridiplantae; Streptophyta; Magnoliopsida; Fabales; Fabaceae. Gene Ontology annotation, cellular component: plasma membrane. The transcript has 8 exons.
ACAAUAUUAACUGUCUGAUUUAAAUGAAUGGUUAGGAUCAUUUUGAUGCAUAUGUAUGAUAGUCGUCCGAUGUAAAAUCAAUAGACAAGAUCAAUUACUGCAUUAAUUGUGUCCUGCAACAAAUCUUGUUCCUAGUGUUUGUAUUUUGAUGUUGAAAUAACAUAUUCCAAAAAUAUUACUCUAAACAUCUACAGGUUUCCUACAUUGUAACUAGACAGAAUCAGUUAGUGAUGGAAUUUUAAAAACAACUUCUAAGAUAAUCUUGCUUUAAUUGUUAGGUUUAAAAGUGGGUUAAAUUUAUUCUUUGAAUUUAGUCACUUUUGAUCAUUUGAUUUGAUUCAAAGUUAGAGGAAACUUUUUAAGCUGCAAAAACAAAAGCACAAGUGGCAAGAAAAACACUUAGUGUGGUAGGGUACUAAGAUGCACAUGUUAUUAUUAUCAUUUAGGCUUAAUUGCACUUUUGAUCUUCCUAUUUUAUAAAACUCACGAAAAUAGUCCCUUUAUUUUAAAAUUGAACAUUUCUUUAAGAGGAUUAUUAUUAAUAUUAUUGUUUUUUUUUUUGAACAAAUAAUAUUAUUGUUAUUAUGAUUAUUAUUGGCAUCAAAUAUUUGUCAUCACCACUCUACUCACAUAUAUAUAAGUGAUGCACUUCACUUUAAUUCCUACAUCCUAGGGCCUUUCUCUCUUUGAUCUUCUUUGUAAGUGAAUUAAAAUGGUUUCCAUUCCUUCUCAACCUUCUAAGGAAAUUCAAUCAGAACAAAAAGGGGCGGAUAUUGGCCCCGCUCGCCAUGCUAAAUGGUGGUACUCGACUUUCCACACGGUGACAGCCAUGAUAGGUGCUGGUGUUCUCAGCCUGCCAUAUGCCAUGGCAUAUCUAGGAUGGGGACCAGGGAUCUUGAUGUUGUUAUUAUCAUGGUGUCUAACCUUAAACACAAUGUGGCAAAUGAUCCAGCUACAUGAAUGCAUUCCGGGGACACGAUUCGAUCGAUAUAUUGAUCUUGGUAGACAUGCUUUUGGACCAAAACUUGGACCAUGGAUUGUUCUACCUCAGCAACUGAUUGUACAAGUUGGGUGUGAUGUUGUUUAUAUGGUUAUUGGUGGAAAGUGUCUAAAGAAUUUUGUGGAGAUAGCAUGCACCAAUUGUACACCAAUUAGACAGUCUUAUUGGAUUAUGAUAUUUGGUGGAAUUCAUUUUUUUCUGUCUCAGCUUCCAAAUUUCAAUUCUGUUGCUGGUGUUUCUUUAGCAGCAGCUGUGAUGUCAUUAAGUUAUUCCACUAUAGCCUGGGUGGCAUGCUUAUCUAGAGGUAGAAUUGACAAUGUUAGCUAUGCAUACAAACCAAUCAGCAAAACUGAUUUAUUGUUUAGAAUCUUCAAUGCACUUGGCCAAAUAUCAUUUGCAUUUGCUGGUCAUGCAGUGACCCUUGAAAUUCAAGCUACAAUUCCAUCAACACCUGAUAAACCAUCAAAGAUACCAAUGUGGAAAGGUGCUCUUGGUGCCUAUUUCAUCAAUGCAAUAUGUUAUUUCCCAGUUGCAAUUAUAGGUUAUUGGGCUUUUGGACAAGAUGUUAAUGAUAAUGUACUUAUGUCACUUCAAAAACCUUCUUGGCUUAUUGCUUCUGCUAAUUUGAUGGUAUUCAUCCAUGUUGUUGGUAGCUAUCAGGUUUACGCAAUGCCUGUUUUUGACUUGAUUGAGGGGAUGAUGAUGCGAAGAUUAAACUUCCCUCCUGGUGUAGCGCUUAGACUUGUAGCUCGAUCUGCUUAUGUAGCUUUUACAUUAAUAUUUGGGGUCACUUUUCCUUUCUUUGGAGAUCUUCUUGGAUUCUUUGGUGGAUUUGGUUUUGCACCCACUUCAUAUUUUCUUCCUAGCAUAAUGUGGUUGAUAAUCAAGAAGCCAAGGAAAUAUAGCAUCAACUGGUUCAUCAAUUGGGGUUCAAUUUACAUAGGAGUAUGUAUUAUGCUAGCAUCUACAGUUGGUGGUUUGAGGAACAUUAUUGCUGAUUCAUCUACUUAUAGUUUCUAUACCUAAAGUGCAUGCAUGAUGUUGCAAUUAUUACAAACCUUUACUUUUUUUAGUAUGAUCAAUCAUAGUUAUUGUAUGAUUAAUUUAAGAAAAUAAUAGGUCACAUAAAGUAGCAUAUGAUGAAUGACAUGUUGUAGGAGCAAUAUCUUACAAAUGUCAAGAUGUUGAAAGAAGCUGCAAAUCAUUUAUGAAUGUUGGUAUUCUUGAGUUUUCAUCUCAAAAUUAUAUAAUGUAUCCCUACAACAUGAGUUUCUUUUAA